Messenger RNA from Athene cunicularia (burrowing owl), 1941 nucleotides. RefSeq names its product centrosomal protein 76 (gene CEP76). The record is from RefSeq and is a predicted model, not a curated record. The transcript is spliced from 14 exons. Bases 14 to 1939 code for a protein of 641 amino acids. Lineage: Eukaryota; Metazoa; Chordata; Aves; Strigiformes; Strigidae.
GCAGCUGGUCAAGAUGGAUGUGCAUGGCAAGAUCAGAGAAGUUCUUGCUGAGACUAUACGUGAAGAGUUAGCACCUGAGCAUCAGCAGUUAUCCACAGAAGAUCUGAUAAAAGCCUUAAGACAACGAGGAAUCAUUGAUGAUGUUAUGAAGGAACUUAAAUUUGUAACUGAUGUGAAUGAGAAGGUGAGGACUUCUGCUCCAAAACCAUCAACACAUUUUGUUGACAGAGAACCACCAGUUUUGGAAAAAACUAACAUUGACCCAACACGGAGGUAUCUUUACCUUCAGGUUUUGGGUGGAAAAGCUUUUCUGGAACAUCUUCAGGAACCGGAGCCUCUGCCUGGCCAAAUCUGUUCUACUUUCACUCUGUGUUUACAUUUUCGAAACCAGCGCUUCCGUUCUAAACCCGUACCCUGUGCCUGUGAGCCAGAUUUUCAUGAUGGUUUUUUACUUGAAGUACACAAGGAUAGCCUAGGUGAUAGAAGUAAGAUGAUGGAUGCAACCACUAUGUUAUCUAUAUGUGAUCCAGUGCAUAUCGUUCUGAUCAAAACAGACACAUUUGGUGAGACAACACUAGUAGCAUCCUAUUUCUUGGAGUGGCGAUCUGUCUUGGCUGCAGAGAAUGGCAUAACAAAUGUGGCUGUCGAACUCCUGGGUGUAGGCACAGAAUCAAAAGUUUCUGUUGGUGUUUUAAACGUCAGGCUGGAAAUGUAUCCACAGCUUAGUAAGAUGCUGUCUCCAGAAGUAACUAAUACCCAAUUUGCUCUGGAACAUCAGAAAACAGCAGAAAAAGAACGGUUAUUUCUUGUAUAUGCUAAACAAUGGUGGAGAGAAUACCUACAGAUUAGACCUACGCACAAUGUAAGGCUAGUAAAGAUUUUCGCACAGGAUGAAAAUGGAGUAAACCAUCCAGUAUGUUCAUAUAUCAGACCACUUCGAGCAGGCCGGUUACUAGACACACCUAGACAAGCAGCAAGAUUUGUCAGUGUCCUGGGUUAUGAAAGAGCUCCUGUCAUCGGAGGAGGUGGUGGCAAACAAGAACAGUGGUGCACGCUUCUUGCCUUUUUAUGUAGAAACAAGGGUGACUGUGAAGAUCAUGCUAAUCUGCUGUGCAGUCUUCUUCUUGGGUUUGGAUUGGAGGCCUUUGUGUGUGUUGGAACGAAAGCAAAAGGAGUCCCUCACACAUGGGUAAUGACUUGUGGAACUGAUGGAACAGUUACUUUUUGGGAGAGCUUAACAGGACAUAGGUACAUCCACAGACCUAUCAACCCUGAUGACCCUCCACUAGUUGAACAACCCAAGCCACUGUAUCCUUAUCGCACAAUCGGUUGUAUCUUCAACCAUCAAAAGUUCUUUGGAAAUUGUCAGCCCUCUGAUGCUGUGGAGGUCUGUGUGUUUGACCUGCAUGAUGAAUCUAAAUGGAAACCCAUGAGUGGAGAAGCAAUAAAAUCUGUAUGUCCCCCUGGAACAACAUCUUCAGUUCCCCCUUUUCCUCCUCUGUGUGCUUCCCCGAUAGAUGCUGCGAUAACGAGCAAUGAGAUAGAAUUGCAGAUGAGACUACUGGUGUCUGAACACAGAAAGGAUCUUGGCCUUUCUACUGUUUGGGAUGACCAUCUGUCCUAUCUGUUGUCACCAGCAUUAGCAGCCUAUGAGCUUGAACGUACAACAAGUAUUUCAGCAGGAAAUGAAGAGUUUCAAGAUGCUGUAAGAAGAGCAGUACCUGAUGGUCACACAUUUAAAGGGUUUCCUAUCCAUUUUGUGUACAGAAAUGCCAGGAGAGCAUUUGCCACGUGUCUUCGGUCUCCUUUUUGUGAAGAAAUAAUCUGCUGUAGGGGAGACCAAGUACGACUCGCAGUUCGUGUACGAGUGUUUACAUACCCUGAAUCUGCAUGUGCUGUUUGGAUCAUGUUUGCUUGUAAAUACCGCUCUGUCCUUUAAAA